ACAGGGCACUUUGUCACGAUUCACGAGUUAGCUUCCCAGGAAUAUCAUAUCUGAUUCUGAUACUCAUGUACUCUGCCGAACUCCUCAGCUAAAGCCUAGAGAUGGUCUCUGCAAAACCGAUGAGUGCCAAGAACCCUAAAAAUGUGUAUCACAUCGGAGGCCUUCAAGUGGAAUUUCCUUACCAGCCAUACGGUUCCCAGUUUGCAUUCAUGGGUAGAGUCAUCUCUACCCUUAACCGGGCUCAGAGAGAAGGACAUUGUCACGCAUUGCUUGAGUCUCCAACUGGUACUGGGAAGUCUCUUUCGCUUCUCUGUUCGUCUCUCGCUUGGCAGCAGAACUACAAGUCAAAUAAACAUCACACAAAUCUCUCUCACCUGAAGCCCGCUCCAGAAGCAACGACAGACCCUCUUGUUUACGGUGGUGGAUUUGUUCCCGAUGAGGUUUCUCCGACAUCAGAAAAUAUGGAGCUACCAGAGACUGAGGCUAACAAGAUGCAGAAGAAAAAGGCUGCUCCCACUAUAUAUUAUGCUUCGAGGACACACUCACAAAUUUCUCAAGUAAUUCGUGAAUUGCGGAAAACAUCUUAUAGGGUGCCUAUGGCUGUGCUGGCAUCGCGGAAACAUUACUGUACCAAUAAACAUAUAUUAGCCAAAGACAACAUUGAUGAAGAAUGUAAACUGCUUUUGAAAGAUCAGGCAAUAGGAUGCCCAGAAUUCAAAAAUGCACAUAAAGUCAAAAGUCACCCAUCCCUACAAAGAGGAGGAUGUCAUGAGGUACAUGAUAUAGAAGAUCUCGUGAAAGUUGGACAAGCAGUGAAAGGUUGCUCCUAUUAUGCAGCUCGCUCUAUGUCAGAUGAUGCGCAAUUGGUAUUUUGUCCUUAUAGUUAUAUUAUCAAUCCAGUCAUUCGGGGAGCAAUGGAUGUAGAUAUAAAAGGAGCCAUUGUGAUUCUGGAUGAAGCCCAUAAUAUAGAGGAUAUCACUCGCGAUGCUGGUAGUGUUGACAUUGAAGAGGAUGUUUUGGAUAAGCUGCAAAUGGAGCUUCAACAACUUUGCCCUUUCAAUGCUCUGAUAUACCAACCUUUGUAUGAAAUGGUGCUGGGUCUUACAAGCUGGAUAGAACGUAGGAAAAAUAAACUAGAAAAGCGUGAUUUUCAGCACUAUGUAUCUUGUUGGACUGGGUCAAAUGCUUUAACAGAACUGCAAGAAGCAAAUAUUUCACUUCAGUGCUUCCCUAUCUUGCUAGAAUGUGCUACCAAGGCAAUCAAAGUUGCUUCAGAUUUGGAGUCAGAUUUACCACGCUUAAGUGGCAUGUCAGUGAUAACCCUGGAAGGCCUAUUCUCUUCACUAGCUUAUUUCUUCUCAAGAAAUGGUUCUCACAUGCUGGAUUACCAGCUUGCACUGCAGCGAAGUGUGAAGAAAGAAGCUGGAAGAUCUUUGGGAACUUGGACCCACACUUUGAGUUUAUGGUGCUUGAAUCCAGCAGUUGUGUUCAGUGACAUUGCCAAUCUUUCUUUAUCAGUCAUUUUGACUUCUGGGACAUUGUCACCAAUGAACUCCUUUUCAUCUGAGCUAGGAGUUCAGUUUGAAAGUAGUCUGGAAGCUCCGCAUGUAAUUAAUGUUGACUCUCAGGUCUGGCCUGCUAUAAUUUGUACCGGUCCAGGUAAUUAUCCUCUGAAUGCAAGUUAUAAAACGGCAGAUGGAUAUGCAUUUCAGGAUGCAGUUGGGAGAUCUUUAGAGGAAAUCUUCAAAACUGUUCCAGGUGGUUGUCUUGUUUUCUUUCCAAGUUAUAAAUUAAUGGAGAAAUUGUGCAAUCGAUGGUCCGAAACAGGUCAAUGGUCUCGUCUAAAUGCAGAAAAGUCACUUUUUGUUGAACCUCGAGGAGGAAGCCAGGAUGAUUUUGAACUUGCUUUAAAAGGGUAUUAUGACUCAAUUCAUCUUCACACUACGGCUACACUGGGGAGGAAAAGAAGGGUUAAGAAUGGUGGCUUUAGUCACUUACAUGCAGUCAAUUCUCCGAAAAAUUCUAAGAAAGGAGGAGCUGCUUUACUUGGUGUUUGUCGAGGAAAGGUUUCUGAGGGCAUUGAUUUUUCUGAUGAUAAUGCUCGAGUGGUUAUUAUAGUUGGCAUUCCAUUUCCCAACAUAAAUGAUAUUCAAGUGGCACUAAAGAAGAAAUACAACGAUACAUACAAAUCUUCCAAAAAUCUUUUGAGUGGAAACGAGUGGUAUUGCCAUCAAGCAUUUCGAGCUUUGAAUCAAGCAGCAGGUCGUUGUAUACGGCAUAGGCUUGAUUAUGGAGCUGUCAUAUUAUUGGAUGAACGUUUUCAGGAUGAAAGAAAUAGAGCAUUCAUUUCAAAGUGGUUAAGAAAAACAUUGAGGAUAUAUGACAAUUUUGACUUGUCUUUGAAGGGAUUGAAAUCAUUCUUUGAGAAUGCCAAGGAGCAGUUUGGCACAAAUGUCACUCAAAAUUUGAGCUUAAACCAGGAAUGUGACGAAGCCAAGGAUCAUAAUAUGGGAUUUAUAAGAAAGAAAAAUAAGAAACUUUUAAAGUCUGAUAAUGGUGGUGAGAGAACAAUAGAAAUGAUCAAGGACGAGAGUCAGCCAUCUGAGCAAAAGAAUAGUGACGCAUACAACUGUAAAGACUGUUUUGACCCAAAGGACUGCAAACAGUCAGUAUCAUGCUUCACAGGGGUAUUAUCUGCGGCAGUUAUACAUGAAGAAGUCUCCCUUGUGAAGGAAACCCCUUGCAUGGAUGGCAGCAUCAUCCCUGCUUGCCCUGGUUAUGGUUGUAAGGAUGAACACUCUAGCUCCACCUUAAUUGAGGCAUCUUCUGAAUUAAAUGAUCAGUCAAUCCUUCCAAUUUCUUCAAGUAUUGGGAGUAAAGCUUCUUCAACAGCUCAGUGUUUAAUAUCAGUUACUCCUGAAAAAAAUGUAACUGCAAACAGCUGUCAUACUGUGGAAAUAGAAUCAUCUUUAAAUAGGAGUGUUAAUUCUCACACCCAGAAAAGGAGAAAGUCCAUGGACAUACCGUUUAUAAGCCUUAUUGAGGAAAAAAAUUACACCACCCCCUGUGCCAGCAUCCCUUCAAGGCACAAUGUAAGCUUGGUGAAUGUCAGCGAGUUGACAAAUAGAAACGAAUCUGAUUUUCAAAAAAAAGUUAAGUCAAAUUCACUUCAAUCGCAGACAAGGAAUCUGACCUGUUCGUUGUCAUUAGCUGAUCCUCUUAUGGAGAAAAUGUUACAGAUAUUUUGCUCACUUUGCAGAAGCCCGUUGGGUCGGCCUGAGAAUAAUCUAUAUAUUACAUGUUCUUUGACCUUAUCAUCAAAAGUUCACUUAAGAUCUCUUUUGAAACAGAGAUUGAAAGGUUAUAAUGAUGAUGAUUUAAGAAGUGUACCAGUUAUUAUAACUUGCAUUUCAUAUGUUGAUCAACGCAUCUGCAAUAGAGUUAAUGGAAGUGUUCCAGAGCAGGGAAUUUGGUGCCCAGAAGAUGGGUGUGUUUUCAGGUCUAUGUUUUGCCCCUUCUGCAGUAAACCCAACAAUUUGCUUGGGGUACAGAUCAUGGCAACUGAUGCAUCAAAUAAUCAUUUACUUGACAAGAUGUUGUUUUACUUUGAUUUUUUGGAAGUUAAGAAUCUUGAGGAAUCAAGGAGUGAGGCUUCAAAGAAAGCGGAUUUGCUGCCAAAUAGAGGCUCUGGUGUGGAUGAAAUUGCUAUCUUGAAUUCUUUUGACAAAUUUGAGGAGUCAAGAGUCUUGAAGACUGGAAAAUCAAAGAGAUUGCCAAGAUGAGGAUUACUCCCAAUGCAGAAGGCCAAGGUAGGAGCAAAAAAUGAAAAUUGAGCUGUGAAUAAUCAGAUAGGAAUUAUGUGGACAAAUGAGAUUUCAGAAUUUUUUGGACUGAGAUGUAGAUUUCAGAAUUUGGAAGGCACCAGUCUGGGACUUGAUCAUUCUGUACUGAGUUAGAUUUUACCCUCAGCUUUUUGAGGAAGUUAGAAGUAAUGUCGUCCUCUUUAAGGGGACUGCUUCCGGUAAAUUAUUUAAUGGGAUCAUCAACUUGCAAUCUUACUUUGGCUGUCAAAGGCACUUGUAUUAUGGCUGCUGGUUAGGUUCAAAGAUAUAGAACUGUUCCCCCCCCCCCCCUCAAAUACAAGAUAUAAAACUGUUAUUUCUCCUUAUUGGCAUCAAAUAGCAGAUCAUACAACCCCGUCACGUUUGGCCUUCCGUACAGCAAGUUCUGCUAGUCCCUGUCGAAAGAAAUGUGGGGACUGAGCGUUAGGGGUUAACUGGUAAUGGUAAUUACAAUUUUACAGUAGUAGGAACUGACCGCUGAAGCUGUCAUUAAGUAGGCCUUGAUCAUGAUUUGCACGAGCGGUUAUCAGAACACCUAAAAACAUGGUGAGCUCUGAAUGGAAAAUAGGCUAGUCUGCUUGCUUGUUUUUUAAGUUGGUUUUAUUUUAUGAUAUCUGACUACAGGUAUACAGGGUAAUGUAGCAUGAAAUAUAACACGACGCAAUAAAAUGACUAGUACUGCUCAAUACUAGAAGCAUUAAUAGA
This is a messenger RNA of Neltuma alba, 4547 nucleotides long. RefSeq names its product Fanconi anemia group J protein homolog. The record is from RefSeq and is a predicted model, not a curated record. Gene Ontology annotation, cellular component: nucleus. Gene Ontology annotation, biological process: double-strand break repair involved in meiotic recombination; nucleotide-excision repair. Bases 102 to 3782 code for a protein of 1226 amino acids. Gene Ontology annotation, molecular function: DNA binding; hydrolase activity, acting on acid anhydrides, in phosphorus-containing anhydrides; DNA helicase activity. Lineage: Eukaryota; Viridiplantae; Streptophyta; Magnoliopsida; Fabales; Fabaceae. The transcript is spliced from 29 exons.